AAAAUAAGAAGUUGUCAUCCAGACAGUUGGGGGCGGUAGAGUGCAACAAAAACCUUUCCGGACGAGAGAAAAAGCGUUCCUACAGUGACGUGUGCAGCGUGUUUGGGAGAAGGCUGGAGGAAGAUGGCGGGGUCCAAGGUGAAGCAGGACAUGCCUCCUCCGGGAGGCUAUGCUUCGUUUGAUUAUAAGAGAAAUCUGCCGAAAAGAGGACUCUCUGGAUACAGCAUGUUUGGCAUUGGCAUUGGCAUCAUGGUGUUUGGCUACUGGAGGCUUUUUAGCUGGAACAGAGAGAGGAGGCGCUUGCAGAUUGAGGAGAUGGAAGCGAGGAUAGCUCUGAUGCCCCUGCUGCAGGCAGAGCAAGACCGAAGGUCUUUACGGAUGCUGAGGGAAAAUCUAGAAGAGGAGGCGAUUCUGAUGAAGGACGUUCCUGGUUGGAAGGUUGGUGAGAAGGUCUUCCACACAGACCGCUGGGUCCCCCCUCUGUCAGAGGAGCUGUUUAACCUCCGGCCCCGCGAACAGCUUCUGCACAAGCGUUUCGGUUUCUUGUGGUACGUGUAAGCACCACCAAAGACGUACAGCGUCCUGAGCUCCAGCACCAUGUGGACCUGAGCCCUCGCUCAACUCAGCUUGUAAAUGUUCAAUAUUAAAGUAUCUUUUUCUGUACCUCA
Messenger RNA from Sander lucioperca (pikeperch), 668 nucleotides. RefSeq names its product NADH:ubiquinone oxidoreductase subunit A13 (gene ndufa13). The record is from RefSeq and is a predicted model, not a curated record. The coding region runs from base 124 to 558 and encodes 144 amino acids. NCBI's taxonomy places the organism in Eukaryota, Metazoa, Chordata, Actinopteri, Perciformes, Percidae. The transcript is spliced from 5 exons.